Messenger RNA from Hemiscyllium ocellatum (epaulette shark), 4650 nucleotides. It is a transcript of the gene shisa9a, whose product is annotated as shisa family member 9a. Bases 178 to 1347 code for a protein of 389 amino acids. NCBI's taxonomy places the organism in Eukaryota, Metazoa, Chordata, Chondrichthyes, Orectolobiformes, Hemiscylliidae. The record is from RefSeq and is a predicted model, not a curated record. The transcript has 4 exons. Gene Ontology annotation, biological process: regulation of short-term neuronal synaptic plasticity; regulation of AMPA receptor activity. Gene Ontology annotation, cellular component: dendritic spine membrane; postsynaptic density; postsynaptic membrane.
CACGUGGAAGGUGGAAAACAGAGCUCUGAGCCCGAGCCGCAACUUGGCGACGGGAGAGAGAGGGAGAGGAGGGGGUCCACUGGGGAAUGAGGAGCUCGCUGCCGCCCAGCAGGGAAUCCGCCUGAAGGUGCUGAGCGAUCCGGCUCCGGCUCCGGAUUGAGUCCCGGAGCGGCAGCGAUGAGCGUGCGGCUGCUGCGCUACCUGUUGCUGGACUUGCUGGGUUUCUGGUGCCCGGUGUUGGACCGCAUGGCCCAGGCGAAAGGGGGCCGGCAGCUCGGCCCGCUCCUGCUGGGCUCCAGCUCCAACAGCUCGGCCAGACUGGAGCUGCCAGCCACCCCGGACCGCUGCAGGGGCUACUUCGAUGUGAUGGGUCAGUUUGACGCAGCGUUCAAUUGUAACACCAGUAUCUACCAGUACUGCUGCGGGACAUGUGGUUACCGGUACUGCUGCCAGUUUAAAGAGUCCCGCCUGGACCAGAGCAUCUGCUCCAACUAUGAUACCCCGAACUGGGCGAACGUGGGCAAGCCUCCGCAGAGACCGGACGACAAUGUGUUUGACCAGACCCGAGAUAAAACCAACUUGAUCGUCUACUUCAUCUGCGGCGUGGUGGCCGUCAUGGUGCUGGUGGGAAUUUUCACCAAGCUGGGCCUGGAGAAAUCACAGAGACCCCAGAGGGAGCUGAACUCCAGGGCUCUGACUGAUGUUCUGAAACAGCAGGGUCAGUCUCCCAGCAAUCAUGUUGAAAGAGAUGGGAAGGUAGCGAUUCACGUGCAGCAUGAAACCAUGCAGCCAACAAGCUCCAGAAACACCUUUGACCAGACACAGAUGAAUAAUGCGGGACCCACCUACCCUCUGAUCUCACAGAUGCCACAGCCCCAUUCCUACCCCUCUUUGGGACAAGGCUCACAUUCCUUUGAGCAGCAAGUCCCAGGCAAAGAGUUGAAUAAAUACGCCUCGUUAAAACUCGUGGCUGAAAAGGCGAGCGAUGACUUCUUUGCGAAGCGCCAACAUUUUGCAGAGCUGGCCUCGAAGGGGAGCCUGCCCUUGCAUCCCGUGGCAAUGCCAAUGGAUCACGAGGACCCCAUGCCCCGUGCCAACACCUACAACCCCAAGCUGACUGGACAGAGGAACAAAAUGACCAAGAUGCACACGCACCCGCUGGUCUUCGACGCUGAGUACAAGACGUGGGACCCGAGCGAUACGGCUAUCCGCAGGCAAACCUACGCCAACAAGAGACCCUGCACAGUGGGUCCUCUGGUAGAGAAAGCCAGCCCUCAGCCACAGCAUUACACAGCAGCACCACAGCCAUACUUUGUAACCAACAGCAAAACCGAAGUGACGGUGUGAUGGUGAGCAUCCUUUCUGUUUCCCACAACAGAAAAGGAAGAGGAGGCUGCUGUUCCCAAGAGCUACCUGACUGAGAACUGAACUAUUUUUGGGAUGAACUCAUGCUGUUGUUUAAUCCGAAUAGGUUGGGCUGAAGUCCGAUCCGGAGUGGAUCCGAAGUCUGCAAAAUGAGCAAUACACAUCAAAGGGUUCAAUAACGAUGGACUUUGUGUUCGUGUAUCAAAACAAAACCCACACAUUUAAAAAAAAAUUACAAAAAAAAAGUGAUUUUCUUUAAAACAGAAAUGACCGACUUUGAAUGAAUUCACUCUGGGUUUUUGGUUCUUGAUAGUUUUUGAGACAAGGAAUCGCUUUUGGGAAUGUUUAAGAGAAUGGGGAGCAUGUCUUAUUGUUGUUUUGUAACCUCCUCAACAAAUUUGGGAAAAGUUAGGGAGUGGAUAAAACAAAGCCCCCUCCCCCGUCUUAACUGGCAAUCCUCCUGGUCACCUUCGAGACCCUGUGCUGGUCUUAGGCUCUCUGGGAAGGCUGGGUAAUAUAGGUUGUGCCUUCGUAGUGGAGAAUGAUGCUUCAUACAGCUAGCCGCACAUCCUCUCCAUCUCCCUUCUGAAUCUCUGCUGAUGUUGCUCCCUGUGUUCUUCUGCAGAAAAAGGGGUCAAAUUGAUGCCAACAAGACAAAUCAGAGGUCCCCACCGCCACUCCCAUCCCAAUAUCCAGGCAGCAGACAUUGGUGGGAUUUCUCUGUUGGUGAAUCAACAUGAUGGCCUCUCUCUCUCUCUCUCUCUCACACACAAACCAUGCUGAGGGGCUACGGUGGGGAAUGAAAAGGGGGAGGAAAGGGAAUAAACUCCCACCACGUUUUAUUACACUUCAGAAGGGAGUCCAAAACCUUGCUUGGCUCACACCAUCAGCUUCUGUCCCGAGUGCAGAGGGAGCAAAACUCUGCUUUCUCUCAUCUUACAACAAGCAGCUCAUGACAGACGUCAGCGCUGAGUACGGGUCUGUUUUCACUUUGUAUUGUAGGUCAGCUGGAGUGGGUUUUCCUGCACCCAGCUGCUCGCUGGAUAACGCCAUCUUUUUGACACAGUGAAUGCGGCUGUUGGCUGUAUAAUGUCCAGUUCAGAAACUGAUGAGUUAAGCUCGGGACCUUAGCGUGAAACUUUCAAUUCCUUUCUGUGUAAAGUGGAUAGUUUAGUCUUUGCGACCCACAGAACCAGUUAGAUUCAUUGAUGGGUCCAAGGGAUUGAUUUGUCAGCUCAAAGGAUUUAAGAAAUCAUUUUAAUUCAUUUCUCAAUAUUCUGCUGUUUAUAGGAAACAUUGUUAGCACGUUCCAUGACUCUAAGGUCCCUUCCUCCCCCGUUUUUAACACCUCUCUGUGUUCCUGCUGCUUCAGAUGAAAGAUUCGGGACCUUGCAGCUUCUCGGCCUGAUGGGAAAUGUGAGAUUGGGGUUUUAUGAACCUGAAGCCAAACCAGAAGUAAAUAAGGAAAGCAAAUAAGUGAUUUUUUUUUAAUGCAGGCUCUAAUUUCUCAGAAGCGCAGUGUUGUUACAGAACAGGAAGCCGUUCAGCACAUCACGCCUGGUUCUAUUCCCUCGCCAUGAUGUGGAGGAGCUGGUGUUGGACUGGGGUGGGACAAUGUGAAAAGUCGCCAGGUUAUAGUCCAAUAGGUUUAUUUGGAAGCACUAGCUUUCUGAAUGCUGCUCCUUCAUCAGGUGAUUGUCACCUGGAGCAGCGCUCAGAAAGCAAGUCCUUCCAAAUAAACCUGGUGUUGUGUGACUUUUGUUAAUUCUAUCUCUUAAAGCCUAUUCCUGCCUUCUCCUUCCACCCUAUUUCCAUCCAACCAAACAUCCAACACCCCUCUUCACUGAAUCUCCCUCUCCCAUGUUCCCCAGCGGUGUCUCCCACACCCUAACCCCUCGCUGGGUGAAAAUCUGUCUGUUUUCUCAUGUCACCCUUGCACGUCAUUUUAAAUCUAUGCCCCUCUCGUUCUCGUUCAUUCAGAAGCUCCUCCCUAUCCACUCCAUCUAGAUUCACUGCUGAUUUUAUCUAAUCUCUCGGGGAACACUUGCCUAACCUCGUCAGUUUGUUUUACUUUGAGGAUUUCAGGAGCUUGCCAGGUCUGUGCUGGAGAGGGCAAUUAUUCACGCGUUCCCUCUCUCUGUGUGUCUCUCUCUCUCUCCUGAUCAACUCCCCCAGUGCACUCAAUUCACAGAGAGUUUCAGCACAGAUAUGACGUGUGACCACCCAGUGCAGCUAACAGGGGGUAGCUCAAACCAUCCAGUCAUUUCUAACAAUGAGGGCAAUCUCAGAGAAGCUAAAGAACAAAAGAAAAGGACAGCCCUUUGACCCACCAAGCCUGUGCCUACCAUCAUUCCCUAAUUAAACCAAAAAACAUACCUUCUGCCCAUAUUAAGUCCGUAUCCCUCCAUCCCCUCCUUAAUCAUGUAACCAUCCAGAUGCCUCUUAAGGGUCACCAAGGUGCCUGUUUCCACCACCACUACAGGCAGUGCGUCCCAGGCUCUCUAUGUGAAAAAUUUCCCUUUCACAUCUCCCUUAAACCUGCCCCCUCUUACCUUGAACCUGUGUCCCCUCAUAAUUGAAACUUCAGCCCUGGGGAGAAGCCUGUGACUAUCCACCCUAUCUAUGCCUCUCAUAAUGUUGUAGACCUCUAUCAGGUCACCUGUCAACCACUGUCUUUCCACUGAAAGCAAUCCUAGUCUUUUUAAAUGUUCCUCAUAGCCAGUGCCCUCGAGACCAGGCAACAUUGUGGUGAACUUUCUCUGUACUCUCUCUCCCCAAAGCUUCCACAUCCUUCCGGGCGUGUGGUGACUAAAACUGCACACAGUACUCCGAACGCGGCCUAACGAGGGGUUUAUAUCACUGCAGCCUGGUUCACCAACUCCCUUCCUCCGUGCCCCGUUAGACUGGACAGGGUACACGCAGGAAGAAUGUUCUCCCAGAACCAAGGGGAACAAUCUGAGGACAUGGGCUGGGCCAAUUAGGACUGAGAUGAGCAGAAAUGUCUUCACCCAGAGAUUGGGGAGCCUCUGGAAUUCAUUACCACAGAAAACAGUUGAGGCCAAAGCAUUGAAUGUUUAAGAAGGAGUUAGAUACAGUUCUUCGGGCUCAAGGGAUCAAAGAGUGAAGUGGGAGCAGAGUUGGAUGAUCAGCCAUGAUCACACUGAAUUCCAGAGCAGUGUGGAGGGGCCGAGUGGCCUACUCCUGCUCUUCUUUGUCUCUCUGGACCACUCUUAGGUUUGGCCUCCAUUUACCACCUGGUCAGCUUGCUAUUCAGGAAUCUACGGG